Paramuricea clavata is the source of this 1040-nucleotide messenger RNA. The record is from the annotation of a GenBank genome assembly. NCBI's taxonomy places the organism in Eukaryota, Metazoa, Cnidaria, Anthozoa, Malacalcyonacea, Plexauridae.
AUGUCCAGUACAACAUCAGAAAAAUUGAAUGAUGCGGAUGCCUUUGGGAAAGCAGCCUGUCGAGGGCCCUGCGCCAGUGAGAGUGGUAAUCCCCAGUGAGGUAUUAAUACCAUGCAUGCACGCGAUUAAUGACUCACAAUAUCGCGACUUUGAAGAUGAAUUUGUGGUAUAGGUGUGAUUAUGUUCAUUAUCGGCGAAACAAAAUGGAGCAACAUGCAUGUGUAAACUAAUUUGGGGAAGAGAACCUGAAAGAGAGGAUGCUAAGACAGCGACAGGAUAGCAGUUUUGCAUUUUAUAUUCAUGUUUAUACUUGUAAAUACGGAUGCUUUCGUCCUGUAUACAGAUUAAUUAAUAAUAAUAGAAGGAGGCUUGAGAAGGAAUUCGCCUUUAGAAUAUAACGCGAUUUUGGAUUGUGCCAUUCGGGGUAAGUGCUUGAAUGACUUGUCAGCAAAUGCCAAAUGUAGACAUUUUGUUUGAACAAACGUUAAUUUGACUUGCAGAUAAUCCGUUUGAACAUCUCACAGCUAGCAACUGGCAAAGGAUUGACACUGAUACCAUAGAAAAUACUGAUAGGUUAAUAGCAACUGAUGUGAGAGAUGCCAUUGUUUUUCUAUACCAUGAAGUGUUCUUAACAUUAUUUUAUCGUUCCAGGUUACCGUUGUGAACAAUGCCACAAAGUGUAUCGGUCUAGUCUUUCAAGGCACAGGCGCAAAGAGCACGGGUCAGUAUAGCCAAUGGAGGCCAAAAUAAAAGGGAUUCUGGUGAGUUAGUGAAAUAGUCAUCAAACUGUGAGUUGACUGAAUUAAACUGAAAUGUAUCUUUCAUUUUUUCCAAAUGAGACACGCGAGCAAACGACAAAUAAGCGCACAAGAGUGGACCAAACUGGAGAUGCUCCUUCUCGUGAAGGACCGCAAAAUCACGAAGGACCGCAAAAUCACGAAGAACAACAACAGCCAGAGGAACUCCCUAAUCAACACCGAUGUAACAUAAAGGCCGAGGAUCAUCUUCAUGAAAGGCACUAUGUUUACAAUAUUAAUUAG